CCCUGGGAACCGAAAAUCCCGGAAAAGUUGGAAAGCUAUUUCACGACGGAAGUGGGAACCAAAGCCCGGGGAUGGGCCAUCGUCUUCUACCACGAACAGUUCGACGCGAACCUUCACCUCCCUCCGCGCAAGGAAGCGCAGAAGGACGUGGAGAACCUGACGCGGGUGCUCAAGGACAGGGGGUUCCUCGUCAAGGCGUUCAAGGACUUCAAAUAUGAGCGCAUCAAGGAAAAAUUGCACGAGAUCGCUCAUUCGCCCGAACUCGCGGAUCACGAUUGCCUCAUCGUGUGCUUCCUGUCUCACGGGAGGGAAGGAGGCCGCCUCUACGCCCAGGAUGAUUACUUCGAAGAGAGUCGGCUGUGGGUGCCGUUUUAUGGGGAUGAAUGCAGAGACCUAGCGGGAAAACCGAAGCUGUUCUUCAUUCAGGCAUGUAGGGGAGCGUGUUUCGACGAAGGUGUGAUUGGAAAGAUAUUCAUUGACGGUGAUGACUCGCCCGAUCAUCACGGCAAAAAAGCAGAUGACGAUGAAUAUCACCUCCCAACCCAUGCUAACAUUCUCGUUGCUCACACCACUUACGAGGGGCAUGUCGCGUUCAAAAACGUGGACAUGGGAUCGUACUUCAUCUACACCUUGUGCCAGGUCUUGGAGAAGCAUUCCGAGACUCUGGACGUGAUGAGAAUGCUCACAAUUGUCGCAGGGGUCAUGGCCGAGGGCUUCAAAUCGAGGAGUUUGGACCCAAGGAAACACAAAAAGAAGCAAAUGCCGACCAUUCGAAGUACGCUCAUAAGAGAAGUCUACCUCAAGCCGAAACCACAAACUUGACCCUUUUUUCCAAAAUGCUGUUCAAUGUUAUAGAUACAUAAGCCAUCCCUUACAAUGUUUUCGACAUUAAUGAAUUAAAAUUGCUUCCAAUUUUUUAUAUUGAAAUUCCGUUCAUG
Molecule: messenger RNA, 938 nt
Organism: Darwinula stevensoni
Lineage: Eukaryota; Metazoa; Arthropoda; Ostracoda; Podocopida; Darwinulidae
Source: the annotation of a GenBank genome assembly